AAAACAACCCGUAGCGAACUAAUCUGCCGGACAGGAGCGCAAACAGGGAGACCUUUCGCUAGGCAACUGAGUCUCACUCACUGGCAUUUAGCGCAGGAAGUUCUUGUUUGUUCCACAGGGACUAACGCGCUGGAGAGGGAUGUUAAACCUCAAUUAAUCUUAAACAGAAACUGUGAAUGAUUUAAAAAAGGAACUUACCGGGUGCUUUUUCAUUCUCAAGUUGUUCUCAGGGCGAGGAAUGAUGGGAGUUAACUUUAAAAACAUGGUGUAGAAUGACCCACUCUCAUGGCUUAUGUGUGACCGAGAAGAAUCUCCAUUAAAGCAAUCUUGCAUUUAUUCAGUUACAUGGGACGGGAACAUGGUACAGCGUAACAGGACUUGCCUACUAUGAACGAAACAUUAUAUGCUUGGACAAAGGUACAAGGUGGAAAACCUCUAAUGACAAUGCUGAAAUAGAGGACUGAUCGAUGUAUUGUGAUUCAGAAAGGAGGAACUACUGAGCAGAAACCAACAGUGACAGGAUUUGUGGUCUAGGAUCCCUGUGUUAAAUGCGCGUUGUGAUAAGUCGGGCUCUCUCUCUUACUCUCUCCUCUCUCUUUCUCUCUCUGGAGACAGAGGUCCUACCAGCUGUGUCAGCAGCAGAGCCGUCUCCUUUAAUAAAACCCAAAAGAUCUCCCAGAUCAUUACAUCAGAUGUGUGCUAUUUUUGGGUGGGCUCCAGGAUCACCUUCUCAGAAUAGAUAGAUGAAAAUAUUCUAUGCAAAUGAGAUGCCUCUGUUUCAGGGAUGUGGUCAUUAAACAGCCUUGUUUAGCUUUCCUGUCAUCUCCUGUUAAUAAGUCUCCCAUAACUGCUGUAUGGUCGCUAUUAAACUGGAUAUGGUGAAGAGAAAUAUGUAGACCUGAUUUUAAUAAUUUAGUUGUGGUAUCGGCCAAUGUUGGGGAAGAUUAAGAUGAACGCCUUUGCACGGAGGCUGCGGCGCACAGCUCCCUCUAGUGGAGACUGCCAUAACGAGCUGGUGACGCCACCGGCACACUCCCGCGUUAACGGGUGGUCCCUGCCGCUCCACAGCUUCCAGCUCAUUGGAUGGCUGGUCUACAGCUACAUGGCUGUGGUUGCAUUCGGGAUCUAUAUCCCCCUCUUGCCUCCACCAUGGGCGUCCGCUGUUUACGCUGUGGUCGGCAUCACCUUUCUUUUUCACCUUGUGGCACAUCUGCUGGCGGUGUCCAUCGACCCGGCUGACCCCAGCGUCCGCGCCAGGAAGAACUACUCCCUGCCCAUGCCUGUGCUGGACCGGAAGAAGCACCCUCACGUCAUCCAGAACCUGCACUGUCACCUGUGUGAGGUCGACGUAGGCUCUCGAGUCAAACACUGCAGUAACUGCAACAAGUGCAUAGCGGAUUUUGACCACCAUUGCAAGUGGCUGAACAACUGCGUGGGUGGGAAGAAUUACUGGUGUUUCUUCGUGACUGUGGCUUCGGCGGCUCUGGGGCUCCUGGUGCUUCUUCUGCUCGUCCUCUUCAUCUUCAUCGAGGCCAUGGCUAACCCUGCACUCCUUCGCACGUCUCCCCACUUUGACAGCAUCCGUGAGAACGGAACGUGGUUGGUCUUCCUGCCGCUGGUGCCCCUGGAGACGAGCCAAGCAGGGCUCUUGGUCCUGGCGUUUGCCACGUUUUUGCUGGCUUUGGUCUCCUUCCUGCUCCUGGGUCACCUUCUUGGCUUCCACAUCUACCUGCUGACUAGGAACAUGAGCACCUAUGACUACGUCGUGAAGCAACGUCACACUAACGCUCCCCGGGAGAAGUUGGAAACAGCUGCUCAGUCCGCAUCCUCCAAGUCGGUCUCUGUACAGCAUUUGCCCCAUGUGGAAACAACCAUUGACUGUGAUGCACCUUUGCCUGGCAAGACCAGUGCCUUAAGGUAUCAAGAUAAAGGGCAGAUUGCCGGUCCACUCUCUGCAGCGUUCUGUACGGAGAUGGAUGGUCUUCGACAAAAUCCUGGCAAUGCAGUGACGUCUUUUCCUCAUUUGCCCAAAUCACACUCGCAGAGGUUACCAGGAGGAGUUAACGCGGACGACGCUGUUUUUUGGAGGCAAGGCAAAGACGAGUGGAUGGCAGCCCAAGGUUUCCCCAGAAGGGUGUCGGGGGAGGGGGCACCUGUUGCCCAGAACCCUUUGGGAAGCUCCGUUAUGAAGCCCAUGGUGGAUCACCAGCAGCAGCAAAUGACUUUACCCCCACAGGAACUGCCCUAGCGUUGCCGCUGUGCUCGUCGUCCCAUAAGGGCUGCCCGUUAUGUACGCCAUAUCAAACGACUGCGCAGCCACAGAUGCCCGUUAUUUACGCUAUAUCAAAUGACUGCGCAGCCACAGAUGCCCGUUAUUUACGCUAUAUCAAGCGACUGCGCAGCCACAGCUGCCCGUUGUGUACGCGAUAUUAAACGACUGCGCAGCCACGGCCUGGAACGCAACUCGCUGAGCGAUCCUGGAGUCAGGCUCCGUCGGCAAUGGGACUGAUAGAUUUAGUGUUCUCUGUUCUGCGUUGAAUGUAGAUAUGGAGGGGAUAUUGUAUGUUGCAAAAACAAAUGAAUAUUUUGAGAACAAAUGUUGCUUUUUUUAUUGCUGCAUUUUACUCAUUUUAUUGUUAAUAAGUGACAAUUUUGUCAGUUUGUUAUUCCCUGUUUGUUAGGAGACUAGUAGGCUAUUUUUCCUCUUUUUCUUGUCUUGAAUAAAAUUUUAUUUAAUAUA
Messenger RNA from Paramormyrops kingsleyae, 2740 nucleotides. It is a transcript of the gene zdhhc11, whose product is annotated as zDHHC palmitoyltransferase 11. The record is from RefSeq and is a predicted model, not a curated record. Gene Ontology annotation, cellular component: endoplasmic reticulum; Golgi apparatus. Gene Ontology annotation, biological process: peptidyl-L-cysteine S-palmitoylation; protein targeting to membrane. NCBI's taxonomy places the organism in Eukaryota, Metazoa, Chordata, Actinopteri, Osteoglossiformes, Mormyridae. Gene Ontology annotation, molecular function: protein-cysteine S-palmitoyltransferase activity.